UCACACCACUCAAAAACACACUGUACAGUCCGAGGCAGAGGCGGUGAGGGUGUGUACGAUAACUAACAGAGCAUUUUUUAUUUUUAUUUUCUGAAGUGAAGUUUGAGAGUCGGGACUUAGAAUGAAGAUCCUCCUCAUCUUCACCUUCUGCCUGAUUAUAGCUGGUUCUGAUGCUGUAACUACAGUAACUGGAUACAGAGGAAGAUCAGUUCAGAUUAAAUGCCCCUACGGAUCUGGAUAUGAAGAAUACAAGAAGUAUCUCUGCAGAGGUAAAUGUUCCUAUGAAGAAGUUCUUGUUCAUUCUGGAUCUCCUGCUAAAGACACCAGAUUCUCUCUGUAUGACAACACAACAGCCAAAGUCUUCACCGUCACCAUCACUGAUCUGAGAACAGAGGAUGGAAACACUUACUGGUGUGUGAUAGAGCGGACAGGGUAUGAUCUUUACACAGAGCUUCUACUGCUGGUUAAAACGGAUGAUCCUGCCAUCACUGUCUCACACUCCACACACACCACACACUCCGCUUCAACACAAUCUGCUUCAACACACUCCGCUUCAACACAGUCUGCUUCAACACAGUCUGCUUCAACACACUCCAUGAGUCCAUCAGUGCCUGCUGAGAUCACACAUUCAACAACAGCAAAUCCACUAAAUGAUGCUAACCAUCCAACCGUCGCUCCCUCACCUCAGGAAUUUCCGACUUCCACUGCCAUCAUCGCAGUGUCUGUGGUUCUAGUUCUGCUUCUCGUUGCCUUUUUAUUCGCCGUCGCCCGACAGAGGAAAAAGAGGACACAAGUCUCAGCCUCAUCUUCAGCCCAGGCUCCACAAAGCUCCUCAAACCUCCAUGUGGUCCCAUGUCCUGUCUAUGAUUAUGAGGAGACUAAAGACAGCAGAUGUCUUUCUAACACACUUUACUCCACUGCUCAGCUACUCUCAACCCCCUUCGAGUUAUAUUCCAACAUAGGAUUACCCACAGUUCCCUCUGAUUCUUCACAAAAUCUUUAUGCGACAGUACAACACCCAUCAGAUUCUCCUGAUCAGGACGUCUACUCCACAUCUCAGUUACCCACAAUUCUCUCUGAUUCCUCAGUCAGUGCUGCUCCACCGUCAGUUAUGAAAUCUGGUGAAAGUCCAACGUACGCAGCAGUGAGUUUUAACACCAGAUCUAAUGCUGCAGCUCCACCAGUGAUCUACAAGAACGAGAGCAACUCAUGUGGCUACGCUACUGUUAAUAUUAACGGAUGUGGCUAGUUAGCAUUCAUCAGAACGCUAAUCAUUCCGAGUUAUUUGUCAUUUGUAGCACGCAUUAUAUUUCUUUAUACCACAGUGCUGUUUAGUUCUCAAAUCGCAUUGGUCAGACAGUGCUGAUUUAUUUUCUAUGAGUACGCUGUUUUAUAUUUUAAUAUAUAUUUUUAACAUUUUAAAUUGUUGGUGAAUUGCUAUGGUAUGAGAAGAAUAUAACACCUGGGGCAUGCGCUUAUGUAAAAAUAAUCAACUUUGGGGGUGUAACAGUAACUCCACCUCAUCACACCACUCUGUCACAUUAGUAUAACAGUAACACACACACUGUUUAUUUCUUACUUUUUAUAUAAUCCUCCUAUUUAUGUAUUGUGAUGUGUUUAAGUUGCAGCAUUAUACUCCAAGUUUCACCAGUUUCAAGGUGUUUAACAUGUUUAGUUAAUUCCCAUUAAGGUGUUUACUCUUCCUCUCGAACCUUGUGUAUAUCAGUGUGUAUGGCUUCUUUCACUUUUGUUGAGCAAUAUUGUAUAUAGGUUAUAGAUUAUAAAUCAAGAUAUUUCUAUCAGGAAGUGGAAUAACUUAUUUAUUAUAUUUAUUAUUUCUGUAUUUGCUUUUGUUGCUAUUUUUUGUUUUCUAUAACUAUCAAUAAAAUAAUAUUUACUAUUUUAACAUAAUACCAAACUGUAAUAAACGGUGUGAUUCCUUUCAUUAUAUUAUGAUUCUGUGGGUGCAAUAAUGAAGAAAAAGAAAGAAAGAAUUAUAAACAAUUACAAAUGUGUGAUGAAAGGGUUAGGUUUCGAAAAUUCAGUGACCAGUGACGGGUAUUCGCUUUAUUUAUUUUUACACUAAAGGUGGAACUGAAUAUGAAUACAUUAUUGAAUGUGUUCUAAACAUUUACAACAUAUCUGCAUAGCAGCACUGUGUACUAGCUUUGUAGUGGAUUAUGAGAGUGUGUCCAGCGAUCUUUUCUGAUAUUUCUGUAAUGUAAGAAACCC
Ictalurus punctatus (channel catfish) is the source of this 2232-nucleotide messenger RNA. RefSeq names its product CMRF35-like molecule 9. The transcript has 7 exons. The record is from RefSeq and is a predicted model, not a curated record. Bases 122 to 1249 code for a protein of 375 amino acids. Lineage: Eukaryota; Metazoa; Chordata; Actinopteri; Siluriformes; Ictaluridae.